This is a messenger RNA of Terrapene triunguis (Three-toed box turtle), 2300 nucleotides long. It is a transcript of the gene ACKR1, whose product is annotated as atypical chemokine receptor 1 (Duffy blood group). Gene Ontology annotation, molecular function: G protein-coupled receptor activity; chemokine binding. Gene Ontology annotation, biological process: inflammatory response; chemokine-mediated signaling pathway; G protein-coupled receptor signaling pathway. The transcript has 3 exons. The record is from RefSeq and is a predicted model, not a curated record. Bases 104 to 1090 code for a protein of 328 amino acids. Gene Ontology annotation, cellular component: membrane. NCBI's taxonomy places the organism in Eukaryota, Metazoa, Chordata, Testudines, Emydidae.
CUGACAUUUCUAAGCAGCAGCCUGUCCCCUCCCCUUGGGCAGAAAGACAAAGGCAGAGAGAGCUUUCCUGUACCAGCCACAAUUCGCACAGCACGCGGACACCAUGGGGAACUGCAUCAUCACUGUGUCCAGCCGCCUGGAACUGAACACGAGCGAUUACAGCUUGGAGAACAUGACGGCGAAUUACUCCUACGACUAUGACACUAAUGAUAUCUUGGCCGCUGCGCCCUGCCAGAGUGGCUACUGUUCAUUCUUUCGCACUCAUGCCUUCAACUUCCUGGCUGUAGUCUGUGCCCUGGGCCUGUUGAGUAACCUGGCCCUGGUGGUGGCCUUGGCCAACUGCUGGGGUCUUUGGGGCUGGCCCCUUGGCAGAGCCUCCCUGUUCCAGCUGACGCUUGGCACCACCAUCUUCACAGCCAUGCUGCCAUUUUUUGCUGCAGGCAUCAGCCAAGGUUGGGUCAUUGGUGACGGGCUCUGCAAGGUGGCGUACAUGCUGUGGUACGGGAGCCUCUUUGCUCAAGGGCUGCUGGUAGCUGCCGGUGCAUGCAGUGCCAUGUGGGACAAAUGGGUUCCCAGACGGCACCACUGGUGCAUGGCCGUGGCUCUCUGGGUGGCAGCUAUCCUCCUGGCAGUGCCAGCUGCCUUGCUGAGUGGGACGGAGGGGCACCCGCAGGAGCUGUGUAUGAUGAGGGACACGCACUGGUGGCACCUGGCCCACGUCACAUCCUGCCUGGCUGUUUUCAUUCUGCUCCCUGCCGCACUGGGCGUGGCCAAGGCAAUGCUGACAUGGCGCAAGAGUGACUGUCAGCUGCGGGUCGGGGUGACGUGUCUGUUCUUCCUUCUCUGGGUGCUGUACGGGACAGCUCUGCUCUUGGACUCACUGAUGCGGAGGCAGCUGCUCGACGCCAGCUGCCAAUUCUACGAGUUUCUUGACUUCUUCCUGGGGCUGUCAGAGGGCCUCGGCGUGCUGCACUGCUGCCUGGGGCCCCUGCUGCUUCUCGGGGCAGGGCUGUAUCACCGAAGGACCCAUGCUGACCCAGGCCCCCUCCGAGUGCCAGCAUUGCCAACCCCAAAUGUUCAAAAAGCAUGAGUCAGGCUCACCAAAAAUCACGAGAUUGGCUUUAAAAUCCUGUGAGUCUGUAAAUAAUAUUGGGGUGCUUUUGAUUUGCCUUCUGCUUUUUGAACCUCUGGUGUGCACGGGGGUCACAUUUUAACGCUUUCUCUACAGCCAUGAGGGCCAGAAACUGACUUUUUCUUUAAGAAUAAAGGCUGAAGUUAUCACAUCUCCACUUGGCUCCAGGAGCUGGGGCUUUCAGGAAAACAAUAAUUAUCAUGAGGCUCAUGACAAACUCAUGAGAGUUGGCAACACAGGGGACAGGGCUGCCCGGGUCCCCUCCAGCUGGUGCUCUGCAUGUCCAUGUAAGCGCCUGUGCACAGCGGGGCUGCUCUCACGUGGGCUGGGCUGACUCGAGAGGAGUCACCGGAGCGUAGGGAGCUCGAGUUAACUGUGCCCUGAAGACAGACCCUGAAUCUCAACCUGGCCAAAACAGAACACUUAACCUGUCCCCCAAGCCCUCCCAGCACCCUGCUCUCUCGGUCCCCCGCCAUCGCCAUCACACCCGUAACCUGGGCAUUGCCUUUGACUUGUCCCUCUCUCUAGACAUCCACGCUGUGUCUGGAUCACAUCUCUCCUUACAGCCCGGCGUGUCUAAGACCCAGCCUGUCCUUUGGCCACACAGCUGUGUCUCUGGCCCAGGCCCUCAUCAUCUCUCACCUUCAUGACCACAUCCUCCUCCUCUCUGGUCUUGACAAACCCCAUCUUCUCCCCUUAAACCCUUUCGAAAAGCUACUGCCAGAUCAUUGCCUGGCUCAUUGGGCUCAGCGGGUCACCCCCCUGUGCCUCCCUAUGCUGGUCCCCCCUCCUCCACGGCACUGAACAUAAACAACAUGUCAGCCCUUCCCAGCUAUGGCCUGCCCAACUAACUCUUCUUUUAGAUGGCACUGAGCCAUCACCAUUCCCCCCUUCCCCCCAGUAAUGAUGCAGCCUUCAGCACCCAUCAGUUAGCUCAUCCCAGAAGCACCUUCUCACUCCCUCCCCCACCUGCCCUUAUGCCAUGGACAAGCAAAACCACCAUGUUCUCAGCCUUAAACCUCUCCAAGCCCCAGCUAGGCCUGCUGCCUACAAAAGGCUGGACGGUGGCUGCUGGGCUGUGACUGCUGCGCAGUCCCUGUUCCCUGUGCUCCCGGGUCUGUCUGUGCAACCUCUGUGACACUCUGUACCUCGGGGGAACACCCUGCAC